AAGAAAAUAAAAAUAUAACCAAAUUUUGUGUAUUUUCACAUUCCAGAACCUCAACAAUGGAGUAUUUGCUGCCGACUCUGAGGAAGAAGCAAGAGGUCGAUUCUCUCAUCAAAGACACCUUAGACAAAGUCCUCGUCCUUCGCUUCGGUCUCUCUUCUGAUGUCGUCUGCCUUCAGCUCGACGACGUCCUGUAUAAAUCGGCGAAAGACGUGUCGAAAUUCGCGACGGUGGCGCUAGUGGAUGCGGCGGCGGAGGAGAUUCAAGUUUAUCUCAAGUAUUUCGAUAUUACAUAUGUUCCCUCCAUCGUCUUCUUCUUCAAUGCUCAUCACAUGAAAAUGGAUUCCGGAAGUGCAGAUCACUGUUUCUUACCUAUUGCAGAAGUGCAGAUCACACUAAAUAGGAUGGUACAUUUCAGAAAAAGCAAGACUUUGUGGAUGUUGGGGAAGCGAUAUAUAGAGCUGCAAUGAAGGGCAAGCUGAUUGUAAACUGCCCGCUUCCUCCUGAGAGAAUACCAAAGUUUCAGGUGCUAUAUAAAGAUGUUUAGGAGAUACAAUUACAAAGGUUACCAAAACAACAAAUCUCUGUUUUUGUAAUGCAAUAACACUUGCAUGGUAUCGAGCGAAGACCUAUUGAGUUUACAGUAUUUGUUUCGUUCUACCAUCUAACUUUCUUGUGUAUAAAAGUUUUCUCAGGUAUACUUUCACUUUCUUUUUGGAA
Messenger RNA from Salvia splendens (bonfire salvia), 717 nucleotides. RefSeq names its product thioredoxin-like protein 4B. Bases 57 to 467 code for a protein of 136 amino acids. Gene Ontology annotation, biological process: mRNA splicing, via spliceosome. Lineage: Eukaryota; Viridiplantae; Streptophyta; Magnoliopsida; Lamiales; Lamiaceae. The transcript has 4 exons. Gene Ontology annotation, cellular component: U4/U6 x U5 tri-snRNP complex; spliceosomal complex; U5 snRNP. The record is from RefSeq and is a predicted model, not a curated record.